Talaromyces stipitatus ATCC 10500 is the source of this 1646-nucleotide messenger RNA. RefSeq names its product urease Ure. Gene Ontology annotation, molecular function: urease activity; nickel cation binding. NCBI's taxonomy places the organism in Eukaryota, Fungi, Ascomycota, Eurotiomycetes, Eurotiales, Trichocomaceae. Bases 1 to 1542 code for a protein of 513 amino acids. The transcript is spliced from 4 exons. The record is from RefSeq and is a predicted model, not a curated record.
AUGGGCAGUCUUCUGGAAGUCUACGAAAAAUGUGUGGAUACAGUCGUCACCAAUGCUUUGAUCAUUGAUUGGACGGGUAUUUACAAAGCAGAUAUCGGUAUCAAGGAUGGAAUGAUUGUUGGAAUUGGCAAAGCCGGCAACCCUGAUGUCAUGGAUGGUGUUCAUCCGGAUCUUGUUGUGGGAUCGUCAACGGAUGUUAUUGCUGCUGAGGGCAAGAUUGUGACUGCUGGCGGAUUCGAUACGCAUAUUCACUUUAUUUGUCCUCAGCAGAUUAAUGAAGCUAUCUCUGCGGGUAUCACGACCAUGUUGGGAGGCGGGACAGGACCUAGUACGGGAAGCAAUGCCACCACUUGCACCCCAGGCUCAACACACAUGCGCCAAAUGAUCCAAGCUUGCGACACUCUACCGGUGAAUUUUGGAAUUACUGGCAAAGGCAAUGAUAGUGGCAAGGAAAGUAUACGUGAACAAGCUAUUGCCGGAGCAGCAGGAAUGAAACUACACGAAGACUGGGGCAGUACACCAGCUGCAAUCGACACUUGUCUUGAAGUGUGCGACGAGUUUGAUAUUCAGUGUAUGAUUCAUACCGAUACCUUGAACGAGUCUGGUUUCGUUGAACAGACGAUCCAAUCAUUCAAGAACCGCACUAUCCACACAUACCAUACCGAAGGUGCUGGCGGUGGACAUGCUCCUGACAUCAUUUCAGUGGUUGAGCAUCCCAACGUGCUACCAAGUAGCACCAAUCCUACGCGGCCAUUCACUCUCAACACUCUAGAUGAGCAUCUGGAUAUGCUCAUGGUCUGCCACCAUCUCUCCAAAAACAUCCCCGAAGACGUAGCCUUCGCUGAAAGCCGAAUCCGUGGCGAGACCAUUGCAGCAGAAGACGUACUCCAUGACCUAGGCGCUAUCAGCAUGAUGUCUUCUGAUUCGCAAGCAAUGGGUCGCUGCGGCGAAGUUAUCCUACGUACCUGGAACACAGCGCACAAGAAUAAGGAACAACGCGGCGUGUUACCAGAAGAUGAAGGCACGGGAGCCGACAAUUUCCGUGUGAAGCGAUACAUCAGUAAAUAUACCAUCAACCCGGCCAUUGCGCAGGGAAUGGGCCAUUUGAUUGGAAGUGUCGAAGUUGGUAAAUUGGCUGAUUUGGUGUUGUGGACGACAGAAAAUUUUGGCACGAAGCCUAAAUUGGUUGUUAAAGGGGGCAUGAUAGCUGUUGCUCAGAUGGGGGAUCCGAAUGCAUCUAUCCCUACCGUUGAACCGGUUAUCAUGAGACCACAAUUCGGGACAUUCGUCCCCUCAACAUCAAUCAUGUUCGUAUCCCAAGCAUCCAUAUCCCAAGGCGUGGUACAAACAUACGGUCUCCGCAAACGCAUCGAACCAGUCCGGAAUUGCCGUAAUGUCGGAAAGAAAGAUAUGAAAUUCAACGAUGUGAUGCCGAAGAUGAGAGUCGAUCCGGAACGAUAUACUGUUGAAGCAGAUGGACAGCUUUGUACGGCUGAACCGGCGACGUCGUUGCCUUUGACGCAGCAAUAUUUUGUGUAUUAAUUAUCUUGGAGGGAUAUGUGCGUUCGAGUUGCUGGACUGGUAUUCUCUUAUCUUGUUUUAUUUACGAUGUUACCCAGAUCUGAUGCAAUGGAAGUAUGUUUCUC